Balaenoptera acutorostrata (minke whale) is the source of this 969-nucleotide messenger RNA. It is a transcript of the gene PTPN20, whose product is annotated as protein tyrosine phosphatase non-receptor type 20. Gene Ontology annotation, molecular function: protein tyrosine phosphatase activity. The record is from RefSeq and is a predicted model, not a curated record. Gene Ontology annotation, biological process: protein dephosphorylation. NCBI's taxonomy places the organism in Eukaryota, Metazoa, Chordata, Mammalia, Artiodactyla, Balaenopteridae.
AUGACAAGUGUGCCGAAGGUGAAGAGGAAAGGACCAGAAAGCUCAAAAGGUAUGGAAAUUGUUUCUGAAAGGGAGCUAGCUCAGUUGGCUCUGGUUCGACCAUUAAUAUUCAGUAUUCAUGAGCAAUCAACCAUCAAGAAUUAUUUUAAAAUGCUUGAGAAAAAAGUAUCAGAGUAUGAAAUCACCCAGGAAUUUAUGGCUUUAGAACUUAAGAAUCUUCCGGCUGUGUUCCACUCUGGGAAUGAACUACACGACAGAGACAAAAACAGAUACCGAGAUAUUCUUCCAUAUGAUUCAACACGUGUUCCUCUUGGAGAAAACAAGUACUACAUCAAUGCUAGUUAUAUUAAAAUAGUCAAUUCUGGAGAAGAGUAUUAUUAUAUUGCUACCCAAGGACCACUGCCAACUACCACAAAUGACUUUUGGCAAAUGGUUUUGGAAAAUAACUCUAAUGUUAUUGUCAUGAUAACCAGAGAGGUAGAAGGUGGAGUUAUCAAAUGCCACCAUUACUGGCCCGUUUCUAUGAAAAAACCUUCGGAACUGAAAAAUUGUCAUAUCUUCCUGGAGAACUACCAGAUACUUCAAUAUUUCAUCAUUCGAAUAUUUCAAGUUGUCAAGAAGUCCACAGGAGCUAGUCACUUUGUAAAACACUUGCAGUUCACCAAGUGGCCAGACCAUGGCACUCCUGCCUCAGCAGAAGGUUUUAUAAAGUAUGUUCGUUAUGUGAGGAAGAGCCACCUUACAGGACCCAUCAUUGUUCACUGCAGUGCUGGCGUGGGCCGGACAGGGGUGUUCCUAUGUGUGGAUGUUGUGUUCUGUGCCAUUGAAAAGAACUUUUCAUUCAACAUCAUGAAUAUAGUGGGCCAAAUGAGAGAACAACGUUAUGGAAUGAUCCAAACAAAGAAGCAGUAUAUCUUUUGUUAUAAAAUUGUGCUUGAAGUUCUUCAGAAGUUUCUGACUUUAAAGUAA